Messenger RNA from Formica exsecta, 1468 nucleotides. RefSeq lists its product as uncharacterized. The coding region runs from base 943 to 1368 and encodes 141 amino acids. NCBI's taxonomy places the organism in Eukaryota, Metazoa, Arthropoda, Insecta, Hymenoptera, Formicidae. The transcript is spliced from 3 exons. The record is from RefSeq and is a predicted model, not a curated record.
GUAAGAAAUAUAUUUAUUACUUUAUUUAAUCAGCGUAAUUAAACACACAAUCGCGAACAAGGAACGGUGAAAAGAUUUCCAAACCACGUCGAUGCAACCUGGACCUGGGUCAAUCUAUCUCUCGACCUAUCCCACUACAAUUCUUCCUAGAUCUUUCACAAUACUCGUUGAUAGUUGACCGAUCGAAUUACUCUCUCCCAGCCAAGAAAUUUAAUUUAAAUCAAUUUUGACAUUAAUUUAACAUAAAUUUAAAUACGGGAUUAAUAUAACAUGAAAUAUCAUUAAAUCUAUGAAUAAUAUUUAUACGAUUUGAAAUUUCAAAAUUGAUUUAAUCUCACGAACACACAAAUAUCAACAUGUCUAUAGUUAUUGAUAAAGAUGUUUCACGAUUAGCGACUGCUUGAACUACGUGCCGGUUAGCUACUCGAGAGUGGAGUAGAGUGACCUUGCUCGAAGGCUGCUCUCUCUCUCUAGAAGAGGCGACGUCGGCGUCCGGAUCGGCGUCGGCGUCCGGAUCAAUAUACACGGUGGACGUCGAGAACGCGUGCGCGCUGCGGGAUAGGCCGAUCCGGGAGCUGUCAGACCACGAAGAGACGACGAGUGAUUCUACUCUAGUUGCGCGCUAGCAAGAGGCCGACCUCUUCGUCUCAAGAGCUACCCCCCGCGCGAGAAUCGAUUCUCUUUCUCUCUCUCUCUCUCGUUCUUUCGCUCUUUCUCUCUCUCUCUCUCUCUCUCUCUUUCUCUCAACGACGCGACGGAUCUGCUCCACUUUUUUUCUCUAUUCCUGUCUAUCUAUUUGUCUUCGAAUCUUCUCGUCCUUCUUCUUUUUCGUCGUCGUUCCUCUCUGCUCUUCGAGAGUGUCGUUGGAGAAGAAGUCUGCGUACACCUGGUGAUCAACGACAGCGACUGCGGAAGACGCGUCAACGUCGCAAAUCACGACUUAUGCGUCUGUACCGAGCAGAAACAUCCAGGAUAUCAUCCAGAGGGAAAGGAUCGGCGUGUAGCAAAGGCGGCGGCGACAGCAGGACACUAUCAUCCGACCGGCGAUCAUCAAACGGCAACACCAUCACCACCCACGAUCGUUUGUUUUUGCGCGAGUUAACCAGCGAGUUAACAUCAACAUCAUUACCAACCUGGUACCACCGAUUACCGGGCUUUCUUAGGGCGACGAGCGACGGACACGCAGCGUGUAUGAUCAUUGAAGACUAUCCCCCUACCCCACCCGCCACCGCCAAACCGAGGCAACACUCAAGGCAUCAAGAUACCACCCAACGAUUCCUAAACCUCCAUCUGGUCCUGCCCAAGCACAGGACCUCAAAAUUUUCCAGUAAUAGGCAUCGGAAGCUACAGCCAUUCAGAGAAACGUGACUGGCGUCAGCGGGUAGCGGCGCGGCACGCCUUACCGCUAACAAGGAUUACAACCCUGAAAACAGGCAGAACCACCCUGACUCGACACGCUGCUGUUACG